Centrocercus urophasianus (Greater sage-grouse) is the source of this 5172-nucleotide messenger RNA. It is a transcript of the gene CTDSPL, whose product is annotated as CTD small phosphatase like. Gene Ontology annotation, molecular function: RNA polymerase II CTD heptapeptide repeat phosphatase activity. NCBI's taxonomy places the organism in Eukaryota, Metazoa, Chordata, Aves, Galliformes, Phasianidae. The coding region runs from base 86 to 913 and encodes 275 amino acids. The record is from RefSeq and is a predicted model, not a curated record. The transcript has 8 exons.
CCUCCCCCCCCCCCCCCCUUUCCCCUCCCCGCACACACGAAGCCUCCGGGAGGGAAGCGGCCAGGUGAAAUCUCCCUCUGUUUCCAUGGACAACCCGUCCAUUAUCACCCAGGUGACUAACCCCAAAGAGGAAGAGAUCCUGUCCUGCGCUCAGGAUAAAGUGUCCCAAUGUAAUAUCAGCUUGAAGAAGCAGAGGAGUCGAAGUAUUUUUAGCACCUUAUUCUGCUGCUUUCGUGACUACAAUGUCGAACCACCAUCUACCAACAGCACCAGUGCUCUUCCUCCUUUGGUGGAGGAGAAUGGAGGACUUCAGAAGGGUGACCAGAUGCAGGUCAUGCCUAUACCAAGUCCACCAGCUAAAUACCUCCUGCCAGAACUGACAGCAUCAGACUAUGGGAAGAAGUGUGUGGUCAUUGAUUUAGAUGAAACUUUAGUGCACAGUUCAUUUAAGCCAAUUAGCAAUGCUGAUUUCAUCGUUCCCGUUGAAAUCGAUGGAACCAUACAUCAGGUGUAUGUAUUGAAGCGACCACAUGUGGAUGAAUUUCUUCAAAGGAUGGGAGAGCUCUUUGAAUGUGUCCUCUUCACAGCAAGUCUAGCCAAGUAUGCAGACCCAGUAGCCGACUUACUGGAUCGCUGGGGUGUGUUCAGGGCAAGGCUAUUCAGAGAAUCCUGCGUUUUCCACCGGGGAAAUUACGUGAAGGAUCUGAGUCGGCUGGGACGUGAGCUGAGUAAAGUUAUCAUAGUGGAUAAUUCUCCUGCAUCUUACAUCUUCCAUCCUGAAAAUGCAGUGCCUGUGCAGUCCUGGUUUGAUGACAUGACAGACACAGAGCUGCUAGAUCUUAUUCCUUUCUUUGAAGGACUAAGCAAAGAGGAAGAAGUUUACAGUAUGCUUCAUAAACUCUGCAACAGGUAGCCCUUAACUUUGACUGACUCCUGCUACUAGAUUGCAGUUGCUAGAGGAUGUCUCCAUCUUUUUCAGCUCUUUCAAAUGUAAGCUUUGGGGAGGUCACUCCUGUCAGAAGUGCUACUCUCGAUCUUCCUGUUACAUUGGACACAAAGGACAAUCAUGAGUGAUGCUAUUAAGCCUUCAGAAGCCUGACUCCUAAGGUCACGUGUUCAGACUACUUUUUUUUAAAGGAAAAAAAAAAAAAAAAAGAAGCUAUUUUAAAUGGGACUCUUUUAAUGAAUUUCAUAAAUGGACAUCUUUUACUGGAUCAGCUUUUCUUAAAACAUGCCAAAAAAGAAGCUUGUAUUUCAGCAGUUGAAUUUCUCUCCCUUUCUUCCCCUCCCACUAUGCAGACAAUUUUACCCCCCCUGCUUAGAGCAGUUGACCUGACUCUGAAUUUUUUCUUACAGAAUGAAGUGCCUUUUUGAAUGUUAUUUUAAGAUAAAAAUUCAUUUUUGUAUAAGACUUAUUUCCAGACAUCUUUUAGUCUUGUAUUGUCUAAAUGCUUUAAAAGGAAAAAGGAAAAAAUUUUAUAGAGCACUGUAAUAUAUAACAAAGGAAAAAAAAGUCAAAAACAAAGAUGCUGGGUUCCUGUCUCCACGCUGACAUUAAGUUGUACUACAAUUUGUCAUGCUCAGAAGGUUUAAGUGUUUGUGGGAGGGGGUGAUUUGGGUCACUGAUGUGGUUUUGGAUACAGCUUUGAACAUAUCUGCAGUUGUUCUGAGUAUUAGGGAGUGGCGGAAUUGAGAACAUAGGGUGACAAAUAGAUCUAAAGCACCUUUAAUUCUAGACAGAUGAAGUUCUGUUGUCUCUGCUUACGCACAACUGUCAUGCCUCUCAUCUUUUGGAAAAUCAUUACCUGGGGAGAAUGGGGAGGAGAUCUAUUUAUUGGUUUAAAAUUCUUUCCUUAAAAAGAGACCCGUCUGGGUAAGCUGGAUCUGUAUGGAGCUGUUUGGAGUACUUUUUUCUUUUAAUUGCUGCUACUGUAUACUCACCAAAUGGAGUUGACCAUCGGCUGUUAAACUGUUUUUGCCACUGUGCCUGUGCUAUGAAACAUUUUCUGUAAGCUGCAAACUUGGGCAAUAAAUAAAACGCAGGCUUCAUAACCCUUAUGUAUUAAUCCUAUGGUAUUCGAGAUACCAGCAAACACAGUAAAAGGUGACCUGCAAAGGAAAUCUUGUUAAUCAUCCUAUUAUUUGCUUCAGUAUAGAUGAAAUCCUUUCCCUUUUUUUGGUAUAUGAAAAAGCAAAAAGUAUUCUUCCCUUAUCUGAUCUGUAUUUCUUCUUUUCCAAAGUGUAAUGUACAGGCAGGGAGCUGUGUCAGCUCUUCCCAGAAGGGCAGAAUUACCAGCCUAGAUGGUCUCCAGAGCGGUCCUCUACUUUGGAGCUGACUAAAUCUCACUCUGAAGCUGGAAUCCUGCUUAGCAGCUGUUUUCAAGUGUCAUUGGUACACUGGAAUAACUUCAAAACUAUUUAAAACCCUUUGAAGGAAAAUGCACUUAUUUGUUUUCCUUUCCAGCGUCACCUUUUAAUUAUUUUCCGCACCAGAAACCUACAAACGUAAAAUUUGCAGCUAUAUUUGGUUGCCAUCAAAGAAAACCAAAUGAGAGGAGUUGGUGCUUCUAAUUAGCAUGGCGCUAAAUCCCGAGCAGCGGAUCCCCCUUUGCCUUUCCCUUUCUUCCUGAAAAGUCUUGACAGACUUGGGCGGGGGGGGGAGGGGAAAGAAAAAUAAGACAGAAAAAGCGAUGGACUCAUCAUCCUUAUCCAACCCAUUGGUGAAGCAGCUUAAGGAAUCCAUUCAUAGAAGGGCAGGCCAGCCUACGCAGGCAGUGAGUAGGUUGGUGUGGGUGCAGUGCGAGCUGGGGGAUGACCUGGCCCUCGCAGGGAGGGUGAUGGAGGCAGCCCAGGGACACUUGUGAGUCUGUGCGGCGUCACCGUUUUGUUCCCUUGCCAGUUGGCAUUACCUUAGUGCUGUACGACUCUGUGCCACAACGAAAGACAAAGCUGACACUUAAACGUUCGAAAAACAGCAACAGCAACAAAAGCAUACGUUGCUUGGGAAAAGUAAAAAGCAACAUGUGGAUUCUGGUUAGUCCAUGAACGUUGACUUUCAGUUUGAGAUUGUUUAAUUUCGUAUUUGAAUUCAGAGUAAUGGGACUGUAAGCUGCCAAAAAGUUGUUCUCUGAGCAGUAUUUUCAACUGUGUUUGUAGCUCCUGUGCUGCAGAUGCAGUUUGCAGGGAAGGUAUUCAGGUCGUAGUUAGUUGUGCAGGUAUGAUAGGAAUGGCUGAAAAUAUUCAAAGACUUUCUCGCUAGCAUUAGACCAAACAAUCUUCCAGUUAGAUGAUGAGUAACCCCCUGAGACGUCCCCGUUCACGGUUGUAACCCGUUACAUGUGAGAUGAACAUGUCCUUAGUGUGCAUCUACGAAAGCAGCAAUUUCAUGAACCAGUUGCCUUAAGUCUGUGAAUGAAUGUUGAUUAUUCAAGUGUCUUGUAUUGUUUUCAAAUCCACAUAUAAUGGACAACUGAACUUCUGUUCCAGGUUCUGGAUGAGCAGUUCUGAUGACGCUCUGUACAGCUCCACUUGUUCUGUAUUGUUUAGUUCAGCUCUUGAAAUGCACAAGUUUUCAGGCAAAAAAACCACCUUAUUUUAGCAGAGUAAAGCAUUAAAAUGAUACUUGGUGACAAAACGAAGGGGGUGAAACCUAGCAACAGUUUUGAUCUCUGCUAGCAUUUUAGGAUUCUCUUCUGUAAUGUCAGUUGUAGGUUUGUCAGUCUUGUGGUAGUUUGGGGGCUUUUUCAUUUGAUGUUUCUUCUUAAUUCAUUCCCAUUGAAAUAAAACUUGGGGUGUUCAGAGCUUUCCUGGCUACUCAGAUUUGGGCAAAGGGAUCAAAUCAUCACAUUUGUUUAUUUUGAUGCUGUUGUCAUACGUAAAACUCCACGUUUUAAGUUAGCACGAAUAUCCAUGCACUGUAUAUCGAAAGCAUCUAGAAUCUAACAGAGCAAUAGAGUUCUCUCAGCAAAGCCAGAGAAAUGAGUGGAAUGUCUGCAAGAUUUGCAAUACGGGUAUUUGAUUGUAUGAUAAAUACAAGAUCUCAAGAAAUUAAAACAGGAGAGAAGAAGGGUUUCCUAAAGCUCUCCAAUAUUUCCAAGUGCAGUUAAGGCAGGCAGGGCUGGCGCUCAGCCUGCUUCUCAGCUGCAUUCCUGGGUAUCAGAGAAGCAUUAAGGAGUCUUUUCCAGUCCGUGGUUCAGUCCAGCGAAAGCAAUGCUGCCUGACCUGAAAUUCCGUUGUCCGUUUUAUGUUGGGUUCACAAAGGUUUUUUGCCUGUAUAGGUAUUUUUAAAUGAAGCUGUAAGGCAGAAUGCCAUCGAUCCUUGAAACUCAACCGAAGCGUUCCGAUUAAAUUGCUUUUGUAAACGUAGGGCUGUGCGUGGAAUGUUUGUUGGCCGCCGAUUGAGGACGGCAGCAACGUGCUGCGCUCACCGAGGCGGCUUCGGAGGAGUCAUCCGUUGUUUGGCCCUUCAGCCUUUCUUAAGCAGCAAAGUCAUACAUGGAAGAAGCUCAGCACCUGGAGAGAUGGGGUUAUCGAUGGAAACGGUCGCUUUCAUCACACCGUGAUUCUGAUGGGACUGGCUGGGGACAACUAUGGAAACGACAGCGGUGUGUGCUGAUGUUGCAGCUUUGGAAAUGUCAGUGUAAAAAAAACAAACAAACAAACCCCACAAACCUGUAGCUAUAUAAUUUCCAAACACGUAAUCCUCUGUUUUACAGAUUCUUUUUAACUAAUAAAACACAGUACCGCACAGCCCUGUUUGUAAAACAAAACCCAGUUUGUGCCUCUGAUUUCCAAGGUGCUGUGAUGUGUGCCUUUGUGGGGCAGGAGGGCAGGUGAGACGCGCGGGCCGUCGCCGCACACUCGGGGUAACUAUGCAACACCAGCUGUCAGGUCGCUGUUUCACGUUCUGUUGUAACAAUCCAGCUGACAUCUUUUUUCUUCUUUCUAUCGGGCACUUCUUAACAGAGGAGUUGAGCAAUGGAAAUGUUUCUUGGUGAUUUUUUUUUUUUUUUCCUAAUGAUGGAGCUGUUUACACUUUAAUGCAAUGAACAAUCCAGUGAUACUUGAGAAACACUACAGAUACCAGGAGUGUUUUCAGGAGAGAGAAGUGUUGUCAAUCAGGUUUUGAAUGGUUUCUUUACUGUCACAAAUAAAAAAGAUUUUGCCAAUGUA